Chiloscyllium plagiosum (whitespotted bambooshark) is the source of this 4407-nucleotide messenger RNA. RefSeq names its product acyl-Coenzyme A binding domain containing 3 (gene acbd3). Lineage: Eukaryota; Metazoa; Chordata; Chondrichthyes; Orectolobiformes; Hemiscylliidae. Gene Ontology annotation, molecular function: fatty-acyl-CoA binding. Gene Ontology annotation, cellular component: Golgi membrane. The record is from RefSeq and is a predicted model, not a curated record.
GGGAGGGAGGUCCGGGGUGGGGGUUGGAGGGAGGAGGAGGAGCGGCCGCGGUGCUAGUGGCGACAGCGAUGCUGGAGAUGAUGGCGGCGGCGGCGGCCCAGGGCAACUCCGGAUCGAUCAGUGGCUCCGCCGCCCGGCUGGAAGUCUCCAUCGACGGCCUUACGCUGAGCCCGGACUCGGACGAUGUGGAGCAGGAGCGCGGAGGGCAGUGGGAGGCCUCGGCCUCGGCCUCACACCCUCAGCCCAGAGCAGCAGCGGCAGCGGCGGCCGAGUGCGGCCCUGGGGCUGGCCUGGGUCUUGGCGAUGUAUCAGUGGGAGAGCAGGGUGGACAGACACAGGCCGAGGAGAUGGAGAAACGAUGGGGCUUCCAUCUGACUGAGCUCUACUGCCUGGCUCUCAAAUUCUUUAAAGAGAAAGACGGUAAAGCUUUCCACCCGACGUAUGAAGAGAAAUUGAAAUUUGUCGCCUUACAUAAACAGAUCACAGUUGGUCCUUACAGCCCUGAUUCUUGCCCAGAAGUUGGCUUCUUUGACGUUCUUGGCAAUGACAGAAGGAGAGAAUGGACUGCCCUGGGUAACAUGUCGAAAGAAAAUGCCAUGGUGGAGUAUGUCCAGUUGUUGAACAAGUGCUGCAAUCUGUUUGAACCCUAUGUCACAUCCCAUAAAAUAGAGAAGGAGGAGCAAGAAAGGAAGAGGAGAGAAGAGGAGGAGAGGCGACGGAGGGAAGAGGAAGAACAAGAGCGUUUGCGGCAGGAGGAAGAGAGAAGGCGACAAGAGGAGGAAGAGAAAAGGAGGCGGGAAGAGGAGGAGAGGAGAAGGUUGGAGGAGGAACGGCUUCGAAUGGAACAACAAAAGCAACAGAUCAUGGCUGCCUUAAAUGCACAGACUGCAGUGCAGUUCCAGCAGUAUGCAGCCCAGCAGUACCCUGGCAAUUUUGAGCAGCAGCAACUCCUAAUUCGUCAGCUUCAAGAGCAGCACUAUCAACAGUACAUGCAGCAGCUGUACCAGGUGCAGCUAGCACAGCAGCAGGCAACGCUACAGAAGCAGCAGGAGCCGAUAGUAUCAACAACCCACAUAGGGGUAGGAGAGGUACCGACCGUGAAUGGACAGACAACUUCACAUACAGACCUUUCAGAAGAAAAGCCAGAGCCAGAAUCUUCAGAAGAAAUAUUGGAAAAUGGACCAAAAGACACAGCUCCAGUCAUAGCAGCUCCCUCCAUGUGGACCCGACCACAAAUCAAAGACUUCAAGGAGAAGAUCCGGCAGGAUGCGGACUCUGUCAUCACGGUGGGCAGGGGGGAGGUGGUUACCGUGCGGGUGCCUACUCACGAAGAGGGCUCUUACCUCUUCUGGGAAUUUGCUACAGACAAUUAUGACAUAGGCUUUGGUGUCUGCUUCGAAUGGACAGAUUCUCCCAAUACCACAGUGAGCGUGCAUGUCAGUGAGUCCAGUGAUGAUGACGACGACGAUGAAGAUAGUCCCAAUGAAGUGGAGAAGAUCAAGAAGGAGGCCAGCAAAGUUCAGGUAGAUGAGGUGGUACCAGUCUACAGACGGGAUUGCCAUGAGGAGGUGUAUGCUGGGUCCCAUCAGUACCCAGGCAGAGGGGUCUACCUCCUGAAAUUCGACAAUUCCUAUUCACUCUGGAGGUCAAAAUCUGUUUAUUACAGAGUUUAUUACACCAGAUAAAACCAAGCUAGCCCACGCUUGGCUCCUGCUUCUUUUUGUUUUAUUUUGUAAACUUCAAUUUGCACAUUGUGCAUUGAAAUAAUUAUCUAAAUCGUUCUAUAUAAUAAAUUGGGUGAAGGAUCUUCUACUGCAGUAAUGAAACUCACUGCCAGGAAUUGGUUUCAUUAGCCGCCUUCAGAGUCAUUGCUAUAUUCAAUUGUUGCUGGCACUGAUAACCAUUUGUGUGUUGCAUCAUGAGGAGUGGUUAAUGCAAGCCUUUGUAGUCUAUAAAGUCUAAAAACAGAGGGUAGUUUAAGAAAUGCUUGGCUGGAUGCAUAGAAAUCACCUUGUCGGUUUGCCCCUAUAAAUCCCUCUGUGUAGUUAUCCCCAGGAAAUGUAAAAGCAGCUUUGCCUGUUUUGCUGAACCCUGGUGUUCAGAAGUCUCAGUUGGGUUUGCUUCGUAAAAUGAAUCGCUCGUCACUAGAACUGGGGCUGGCGUUUACCACGAGAUGUGGUCAGGCUGCAAGUUGCAUGGUGUGAAAAUCUGCGAUUGAGUAGGGAAAGGUGAGUUAAUGGUUUGUGCAUGACUGCCCUUGUGCCCAAAGCAUCUCAUCAGUCAGCUUGUUUCUCAGACAAUACUUGGCCCUCUGUUCAUUCUGCCUAAACAGAGGUGGGACUUGUGACUCCAGUCAUCCAACCUUUAAUUUUUUUUUUAGUUUUUAGUUUCAAUUAUAUGGAAAAGCUUUGAUGCACUCAGGAUUUGAAGUCCCCCUUGGUUGAAAACAUUGUCUUAGUUUACCUCCUUGGUCUAUCCUGUUCAGUCCAGAUAACGUGUUGUCCCACUCAGUAGGCGGAAUACCUGGGGCCUCUUAGGGUUACUCUGUACAGCAGCCUUUCCUCAGUGUUAACGAGCUGGGUUUCCUUGGAGACUUCCUCCCUACAUUGAAAGUGCCUCUUGAGACCCCAGAGCCAUUUACCUGAGCUCUUCAGCGAAUGCCUCGUUCUAGAGGAGAGAAGAUAAUGGCCAAUGGCAGACUGGUGGGAUACUGUGGCUAUACGUAGCCAUGUUUGGCUGGGGUUUUUUUUUUGUUUGAAAAUUGACUUCACAGUUUGGGAAACAUCCCUUUUUAAAUCGUAUCCCUGACCAAAAUCCAUUCCAUGCCACGUGGUAGUCAGUUAUGACACUGAGCAGCUGCAUUUUCUGCUGUACUAAGUUUCAGUUAUGACACUGAGCAGCUGCAUUUUCUGCUGUACUAAGUUACUUGAUCUUGGCCACAGUAAUGGGGAAGCUGUUUCCCUCAGUGUUUGGAGCUGAGCUCAGAGGUCUUUGACGUCCUCCUCACUGCCCAGUGAUUCCCAGCUGCUGGUUUGUUAGGUGAGAGCAGGGUGAGCUUUCCUGUGAUGUCCUCUGUGCUUCAUUAUUCUGCUGCCAGUCUGUCUAGACUGUGCAGGUAAGGGUUUUUAUUCAUGUACACCAGUUUGUCAUGACGUUAAGCAGCUGGUAAAGAAUCAAGGCACAAUCGUGCUGCAUCCCAUCAGUCUGGCCUCAUUGACUUGAGGUGGAGACUUGAAUCCAGUUUAACAAGUGAGUUGCUUGAGCGUGGGCUGGCCAUUGCACAGGAACUUGAGCAGUUUGACCUGGCUUUUGCUUUAACCAAUUGUUGACCAAACCCCUCCUGGCACAGAGUAUCUAGUCCACAGUUCCUUCUUACAACCUUCAUCAGUUAUGUGUGGUUGUGCUCAUUCAGAGAGAGAGAGAGAGCACCCAACAAUUAAUUGUUGUGUUGAGAGGAAGGGUUAAAACCAGUAGAACAGAAAUAGUGAGCAGGCUUCCAUCCAUUGCCCUCAUUGACAUGAAGGAAAUAGUAUAGUGUCUGGCAGUUUCAGUCCUUGUGACACAGGAAGGCUCUUGCUUUCUCUCCUUUCUAUAAGGAUUUGCCUUUUGCUAUUUUUAUUUUUCAACAAAGCUGUUUAUCUCUGGGUAUAAUGAGGGUUACACAUUAUAUUGAUAAGAAAUGCUUAUAAACUUGAUGGAUCUCCCAUGGUAUUCUCCCUGAGGAGAUGGUGAGCUUCUAAAUUCCUGAGAUUGGCAAAUUGAAUGCAAGUUUUGGGUUCUAAGGCAGAAGAUUGCAGCCUGUGCACUUUUUUUCUGAAAUGUAAAAAGUUUGCAUCGACUCGUGGAAGUUAGAUAGGGAGGCCCAGUCGAAGUGUAGACUUUCCGAUAUAUAAUUUAACAUACUAGCAUCCCUGUUUUAUUCAGCUGAUCAGGGGUUGCAGCUUGUACCUGGAGGACCUUGUUGUCACCAAAGCAUCUUAAUUAAGAAUAGUUUCAGAUUUCCUUUUGAAAUCACUUCUUUCAUUUCUCAUGGUGCGAUUGUGUUGUACCGGUAUAGCUGCGACCUGUACAGUUCUGAGAUGGCAGUUGUUUCUGCAAGGGCUUUUGUUUUGUUUUCCCUCUCUCUCACCCUCUUAUAUAAAUAAUUGUUUCAUUAACACUUGUAUAUAAUGCUUCUCCCCCCCCCCCCCCCACCAUUUCCUUUUUGUGGAUUGUAUUUACUGCUGUUUUCCUAAUUACAGGCACCACCAACUGUUUUAUAUAUGGUUUGAAUUAGUCUGAUUUUCAGUGAAACCGAAAUGUAAUGGACACUCAUUGAGCAGGGUAUGUUGUUGGAAAUGUGGCCUGAUGUUCUGAGCUGUUAGUCUGACAGAAGUUUCCCAGAAUAUUAAACUUGGAAAGAUUUUA